Messenger RNA from Chara braunii, 1745 nucleotides. The record is from the annotation of a GenBank genome assembly. NCBI's taxonomy places the organism in Eukaryota, Viridiplantae, Streptophyta, Charophyceae, Charales, Characeae.
CCGGGCCCAUCAGGUACAUGUCCCCUGUAGGGACCAAUCUUUCUCCAUAUGACAGUGGAGCGACGAUAGCCGGACUGUACUUUGCCUGACUACUGCGGACGAAAGCGGCGAUGAUGAUGCCGAUCGCCAUCAUGAUGAUGGUGACGAUGGCGACGACGGAAAUGACAACCGUGGCAUUGUCUACGGAUAAGAUGUCGUCUGGUCUUGGAGGAGGAGCAGCAUCAGCUACAGUGACGACGAAGAACGCCUGCCACCCUAUUCGCUACUUAUCGAGCCGUGCCGAUCCCCCUCUAGUUUAUACGUAUGAAGUGGUUUCAAAGUGGAAACACGAUCCGAAUGCUUUCACGCAAGGCUUGGUUUACGAUUAUGCGGGCGACUGCCUAUACGAGUCCACCGGUAUGUAUGGCGAGUCGUCGAUCCGACAGGUCGAAAUCGAGACAGGGAAAGUCCAGAAGAUUCGUAGACUGGCUCACGAUCAUUUCGGUGAGGGCCUGACGCUUUUCCAAGGAAAGCUGUACCAGAUGCUUUGGCUCACGAACGCCAUUCUAGCGUAUAGUAAACAGUCUCUGAAGAAAUUGGGAGUUCAGAUGAGCCCUAUGAAAGAUGGGUGGGGCCUUACGGACGAUGGAAACACACUAAUCGGUAGCGACGGCAGCUCCACCAUAACGUUCUUCGAUCCCAUCACCUUCAAGGAGGUUAGGCGCGUAGCAGUUCAUGAUGACGACAUGGAGGUGUCGUCGCUGAACGAGUUAGAGUACGUAAAAGGCGAAAUCUGGGCGAACGUAUGGAUGAAACACUGUAUCGCGCGGAUCUCGCCGAGCGACGGGAGAGUCCUCGGCUGGAUCAUCUUGAAAGGACUUGCACAGCAGGUGGAGUACGAUCGAAGAGCUAGGCGAAGUAUGGAUGUGCUUAAUGGUAUUGCAUGGGACGGGCAGAGGGAGAGGUUGUUCGUGACCGGAAAGUACUGGCCAACACUGUUCCAGCUGAAGAUUGGUAUUGCUGCGUGGGCGGAGGCCGCAGCUACGGUCGAGGAGGCACGGAAACAGUGCAUCCCAACGGUAGCAGAGCGUAGGAGAUAUGGGCUUUCCUAAAGCGUGGAGGAUUAUGCCUGCUCAUGGCGGCAACAUCUAGGAUUUUUGGCUUUUCCUGACACUCUACUGGAUUUUAAGAAGAAUUCCCCCCCCAGCUACGCCUGCCUGCGCGCUUGACGACCUCUGGAGGGUCGGGAGAUGGUCUCUGAUUAACACCCGCUCAGUUGAUGGCCCCCCUGCGAGGUUUGGGCAGAUGGUCUGGUACGCACCUGUUCAGUUGACGGCCUUGAGAGGUAUUGGCAGAUGGUCUGGUAUAUUCCUGCUCAGGCGAUGAUCUUGGGAGGUUCGGCACAGAGUCCGAGGGUUCGGCACAGGGUCUGGAGGUACGGCACACGGUCCAGAGUUUCCGUGAAUGGACCGGAGGUUCGCCACAUUGUCAGGAGGUUCAGUGGAUGAUCUGGAGCUUUGGAAGAUGGUGGUCUGGUCUCCCUGCCCAUUUUCCAGAUGGUCGGUCUGGUCUCCCUGCGCAGUUGAUGGGCUUGGGGGUCGUGGCAGAUGGCUCAGUUGACCUCGGGAGGUUCAAUGGAUAGAGCUCUGAUUCUGUUCUUUCCAGUGAAAGAACUCAGAACCUGGCUGUAUGCAGCACAGCUUUGAGGAGUCUUCAAAAAAAAAGAAAGGGGGAAAAAAAAAAAAAGGGCUUUGAGCCUUUGAGGA